Molecule: messenger RNA, 732 nt
Organism: Alternaria arborescens
Lineage: Eukaryota; Fungi; Ascomycota; Dothideomycetes; Pleosporales; Pleosporaceae
Exons: 3
Coding region: 1-732 (243 amino acids)
Source: RefSeq, a predicted model, not a curated record
AUGUCGUCGUCAAAGGUAAUCCUGUUUGACCUCCCUAGCAGAGACGGCGCCGCGUGGUCGUUGAACCCAUGGAAGACUCGUAUGGUCUUGAAUUACAAGAAGAUUGACUACACGACCGAAUGGGUGGAAUAUCCCGAUCUCGCACCCAAGUUCAAAUCCCUCGGCAUUCCCCCGAAUCCCAAGGACGCACAUGGCUAUUUCACCGACUACAGCAGUCCUGCUAUCAAGCAUGCAGACGGAACUUACCAAAUGGACUCAUGGCCCAUUGCUCUCGAGCUCGAGAAGCAGCACCCGAGCCCUUCUUUACAUUUCGACGAUCCGAUUGUUGUGAAGAUCAGGGACCUCCAACCCAAUUUAAUGGGUCCGCUCAGAUCCUUGAUUAUCCCUCGGGUGCCAGUAGCAUUCUUGAAUAAGCCAAGUGCUGAUUACUUCUACAAGACGAGGCAGGAGUUGUUCGGGAAGCCGCUGGAACAAGUAGAAAAGGAUGCUAAUGCUGAGGAGUGCUGGGAGAAGGCUAAAGCGCCAGCGAAAGAGAUGGGUGAUCUGCUGAGAAAGAGCGGUGGCCCGUAUUUUCUUGGUCAGACUGUCUCUUAUGCAGACUUCAUUCUUGUGUCAAUGAUGCAUUUCAUCAAGCGCGUAAGCGAGGAUCAUUUCAAGAAGCUUAUGUCUCUUGAUGAUGCCUUCCCAAAGCUCUUCGAGGCGAGCAAGCAAUGGUUGGAGAAAGAAGAUUAG